UCCGAACGAUUUGAUGUUCGCCCAAAUUACAAUUCCUUCCUCACGUGUAAUUGGCAGACAUUUGCUGCGUCCAAUUUUCGCAACGUCAGCAGAAGCUACUGCAACCAGUUAUAGACAAAUUCAAAUAGAGCAUUUACGGGAAAAAAACUCAACAAUGCCGCUAUAUCAUACAGUUGCAAAGGGAGCAAAGAACUCUCCAAACUACAGCCUUUAUUUUAAAAAUAACUGCGGCAAUGUCAUCUCGCCAAUGCACGACAUUCCAUUGUAUGCCAAUGAGGAGAAGACCGUCUACAACAUGGUUGUUGAGGUGCCACGUUGGACAAACGCCAAAAUGGAGAUUAGUCUGAAGACGCCCAUGAAUCCCAUUAAGCAGGACAUCAAGAAGGGUAAACUGCGUUUUGUGGCCAAUUGUUUCCCCCACAAGGGUUACAUUUGGAACUACGGUGCCUUGCCCCAGACUUGGGAGAAUCCCGACCAUAUUGAGCCAUCGACAGGAUGCAAGGGCGAUAAUGAUCCCAUUGAUGUGAUCGAAAUCGGUUAUCGCGUUGCCAAUCGUGGCGAUGUGAUGCAGGUUAAGGUUCUCGGCUCCAUUGCGCUCAUCGAUGAGGGCGAAACUGAUUGGAAAAUCAUUGCUAUCGAUGUUAAUGAUCCCUUGGCGUCAAAGGUCAACGAUAUCGCCGAUGUCGAUCAAUAUUUCCCUGGCUUGUUGCGCGCCACCGUCGAGUGGUUCAAGAUCUACAAAAUUCCCGAUGGCAAGCCGGAGAAUCAGUUUGCGUUUAAUGGCGAUGCUAAGAAUGCGGAUUUCGCCACUUCCAUCAUUGCCGAGACUCACAAAUUCUGGCAAACUUUGAUCAAUCAGCCCAAUGGAGGCAAUUCGGGAAUCGCUUGCCAAAACAUUAGCAACAGCAACUCGGACAAUGUGAUUGGCAAAGGAGAAGCUGCCAAGUUGAUGGAUGAUGCUCCAGAUGGCGGCGAUGUCGAGGAAGUGGCCGACACAGUCGAUACUUGGCAUUUUAUACAUCUCAAGUGAAUGAACCGCAAAUUGAUUUGAAUAAUUAAUUGUAUUGUAUUGUAUCAAUAAUUAUUGUAGCUGAUUGAAUAUGAAUUGUUGAUAUUGAUAUUGGAAAACUCACUAAACUGAAUAAAUAAAGAUUUUGCACCCAAAAAAUACUACAA
Molecule: messenger RNA, 1176 nt
Organism: Drosophila innubila
Lineage: Eukaryota; Metazoa; Arthropoda; Insecta; Diptera; Drosophilidae
Gene: Nurf-38
Product: inorganic pyrophosphatase
Exons: 6
Coding region: 14-1030 (338 amino acids)
Biological process (GO): phosphate-containing compound metabolic process
Cellular component (GO): cytoplasm
Molecular function (GO): magnesium ion binding; inorganic diphosphate phosphatase activity
Source: RefSeq, a predicted model, not a curated record